AUGCAUGGAGGACCGGGUCCUAUGAUGAAUCCCGGUUUCGGUAGACCGGGUCCAUUUAUGGAACCGUAUGGUCCUUUUCCACCAGGAGUUAGAGGUCCAAUGCCAUUUGGAGGGCCGGGUCGAAACAUGGGAUUCGGCGAAGGCAACCAGAAUGUCAGCUUUUUCAAUGGUCCUCAAUCGAUGCCGGGUCCGGUACGUUUCCAGUGCUUAUUAGUGGUAUCCUGCCAAACGGCUACACCAUGUGCAGCUACUGUAGGGAGAGGAUCCGUUGGAUGUGGAUCAACCGGAAUGGCAAGUGGUUCGUCUGAAACCAACAAUGGUGUGCCAUCAAACACUGCAAAUGAAGUACCGGGAUUUGGAACGAACAGUAGUAUUCAUGAAUUAUUUGGUAAAAUGGUCUGGAAGAAAAUGGAGGGUCUUCGUGAUGAAGCUGUCAUUGAUCGUCUACAGAAUCGCAUAAUGAACAUGAUCCACGAAGCUCUUGCUCAGCAGUCUGAUACCUCUGCAAGUAGUAACGACAUAUAUAAUGCACAUGUUCGUGAGUGCAUAACCAUGUAUUCAUGUAUAUUGUAUUUGUGCAUAUACACGUGGAUGUAUGCUUGUAUAUCUGCUGUUAGGGCUAUGGCGAAAGUCGAUCCUGAAUGUAUUCCUCCUGAUGUACCUGAAGGAGCAACGGACUCAGCGGAAGAUCCUUCUGCUCAGAACAAUGUUGGAGAAAGAAAUGCAGAUGGAAGCGAUCAUCCUGUGCCUGGAACAUACUUCAACGGAACGCCGCAUGUCAAGCGUCCUCAGCCAGCGAAGGUAUUCUUCGCGCCGCAGAAAUAUGGAUUUUUCACCUUGAAUAAAGUUGAGCAGCGAUGGGUCAGUUCUGGCUUGCUUUUGGAAGCUACAAGAGAUGACCCCGAGAAAGACAAAAAAACUCACGCUGAUGAUAUAAUCGCAAAUGUUACAGAAAAAUUCUUUCCUGGACAGAAAAGGUCAGCUGAAUCAGGAUUGCCAGUGGCUCCCUCCUUUUUGCCGCCUCCUCCAGGAGUAGUACCACCAGGCAUACCACCGCCUCCAUUUAUGAUCCCACCAGCUGCUCCUGCAAGAGAUGGAAAGAGAAUUAAGUUCAACGAUGAAGAAAGUGAUGAAAACGAGCUGUUUGGUAUGGUUUCCCUGAAUGGUUCUUUUUAUUUGGUUAUCAUACUUGCACAAUACUAG
Molecule: messenger RNA, 1203 nt
Organism: Angiostrongylus costaricensis
Lineage: Eukaryota; Metazoa; Nematoda; Chromadorea; Rhabditida; Metastrongylidae
Source: the annotation of a GenBank genome assembly